AUGGUGUUAUCUCAACUUGCUCCACAAUAUUACACAAAAGAAGAAUUAGAAAAGAUAGAGAAGAUCAAACAAAAUUUGUACAAGGUGGAAGGAGAAAAAGUAGACAACAAAACAAAGUAUUUUUCGAGUGAUGAUUGUUGCACAUCCUAUGAAGAAAGAAGGGUGAAAUCAAAGAUUCUAAAAAAUAGUGUACUAAAAAAACACGCAAAGCAAAUUCAACCAUUGCCCCCACCAGAAUUGCCGAUUCAUCUUAAAAACUUGAUCAAUGUACUAGAUGGGAGGGAUAUCAAAUAUGUCAUGUGUAAGACAUUGUUCAACUCAGAUCUCAGCGAAUACAACAACCGUCUGUCAAUGCCACUUUCACAGAUUAAAUCUGAUUUUCUUACUGAAAUAGAAAAGGCGACACUAAACACAAAGGAUCAACAAGAUAAACCUGUUGGUUUAGAAGUGAUUGUGUUGGAUCCUAAUCAUAAAGAGUUCGCAAUGUCUUUGAAGAAGUGGAACAUGAACACUACUAGUGUUUACAAUAUUGUUCAAAAUUGGACACUUAUUUUGAAGGAAAAUAAAUUUAAAGAGAAGCAAAAAGUCAAUAUUUGGUCAUUCAGAGUCAACAAUAAAUUGCACAUUUUACUUGAUACUUAUGUGGCGCCAGAAAUUGAAGAAAAUGGAGAGUUAAAUGAGAAUAAUGAAAGAAUAAUCGAGGAAGAAAAUGAUGAAGAUUGCUAA
Messenger RNA from Lathyrus oleraceus (garden pea), 726 nucleotides. RefSeq names its product B3 domain-containing protein At2g32645. The record is from RefSeq and is a predicted model, not a curated record. Gene Ontology annotation, molecular function: DNA binding. The transcript has a single exon. The coding region runs from base 1 to 726 and encodes 241 amino acids. NCBI's taxonomy places the organism in Eukaryota, Viridiplantae, Streptophyta, Magnoliopsida, Fabales, Fabaceae.